UCACGACGCUUUGCGCUCAGCAGAAAGAGCAAAGAGCGGUAGAGUUCGGUUUAUAUCGCUCAAAUGUUGCAUGCUUAUCACAACGGGACGGGAAUGCUAAAAUUUUUUCGUUUUUGGCGUGUUAAGAGAAAAUAGUUUACUUACGGAACUACUUUCCGUAUUAUUAUAUACUUAACGCGCGUAAACUAGCCGAUAUCUCUAUUUAAUCAACUAAUUCUAAUCGAAAUGUAUUUUAUCACGGAGAAAAAAUAAUUUAGUGUAAUUGCUUCGAUAUCAAGAUGGUCCUUUUUGGCCAGACAACGACAGAGCCUGCGCGAAAGAUGCUGAAUACGCAGGGUGUGACCGGCGUUGAAAAUUCUCCCCAACUUGUGCGAAUUUUUCCCUUGCGUCAUAGUAUUGAAGUAAAUAAUUUCGAAUCUGCCGCUGUAUGUGACGUCCAAGAAAACAACAAAGAUUUUAGUAGCUGGAACGGCACUAUUUCGCAAAGGUGGCGACGUCUUCGAAAAUGUUGCGCGUCUUUAAGAACUCCUAGCGCCCAAAGUACCCCUGAACAAUCACGGGAUGCUCUUUUGGAUGACAGCAACAGCAAUCCACGUAUUCUAGUCAGUACCCCACACACUUCAUCAUCGUUACGUCUUCCUGGUAAAAAGGCAGGAAGUGUUCAAGAAUUACUACGUUCCAAAUUAAACAGAAUUCAUGUCGGCUUAAGAAAAAGACGCGCCCUAUCCGUCCAAGAAGUAUUCAGCAGCCCUACUGAAGAAAAGCCUACAUUUUAUGUUCCUUCACCUAACGAAAGGGUUCCUAGUAUUGGUCCUAAUCGUAAUCCGUCUAAUUUUGUCUGUGAUGAACCUUCUCGGCCAAAAGAAAUACAUCGAAGCAGACCUCGCACAAGAUAUUCAGACUACGAUCCACACGAAAUUUUAAUUCAAAAAAUUGAUAAUGGUUAUCACAGCUAUGAAAGUCAGGGCUACGACUCCCUUCCUUUUGAGCCAGAGCCGGACUAUGACGAUCCACCAUGGAAAAACAAGACAACAAAGUCUCCAAGUAGAAGAUGGUCGAUGGCUGAUGGUUUAAUGACCAAGAAGUCGGCCGGUCAGCAGUCCCAACGACACGAAGUAGACUCAGGUCCGUCUUCUAUAGCUUAUGAACAUGUACUUCCGGUCAAUAAUGGUGGGGCUAAAAAACCAUCUGUCACGGGUCAUAAUGUAAGCAAAAUACCAAAGGCUAAGUUAGUAAGUGGGAAAUUAAGAGAACGUACAAGAUCCCAUUCGCCCGCCACAAUAAACAACGAUAACAAUUCUAAUGCCAAAGACAACGCUAAAACGUCCAAAGUCGUUACCUCCAACAGUUACUACGGAAUUGUUAAUUCUGAACAAAGGCAGGAAGUUCACACCAACAAGGACUACGGACGAAUAAACAGACAGGAGCUGUUAGAAGAGUUAGAAGAGGAGGAAGAAGAGAGCAAAUUUUGUACGCUACCUAGGGGUGGUGGUAGUUCCUUUACAAUAUGUCAAGUUACCUUUAAUAAAGGCCCAGGUUACAAAGCUUUAGGAUUUAGCAUUGUAGGAGGUACUGACUCUCCUAAAGGUAGUAUUGGUAUAUACGUAAAGACUAUUUUCCCAAAUGGACAAGCUGCUGACAAUGGGACGUUAAAAGAGGGUGAUGAAAUAUUAGCUGUGAAUAGUAAACCGCUUCAUGGUCUUUCUCAUAAAGAGGCUAUAGGGGUAUUUAAAAAAAUUCGAUCUGGUCCUGUACUUCUUCACAUUGGAAGAAGGAUUCCGAAACGCCGCAGGGAACGUUUAGUGCCCAUUACUAAGAAGCAACCUCAAUUCCAUUAAUAUUACAAUAUUUUAUACGUAUAUAAAGUUUUAUAUAUAUUGCAAUUCGUUUACACUUACUUUUUAGUUAAUAAAAUAACCAAAGAUGCUUGAGA
Messenger RNA from Agrilus planipennis (emerald ash borer), 1933 nucleotides. Its product is annotated as tyrosine-protein phosphatase non-receptor type 13. Gene Ontology annotation, molecular function: protein binding. The record is from RefSeq and is a predicted model, not a curated record. Bases 279 to 1838 code for a protein of 519 amino acids. Lineage: Eukaryota; Metazoa; Arthropoda; Insecta; Coleoptera; Buprestidae. The transcript has 5 exons.